AUGGCAAUUCUCUCCUCUAACCUGGUUAAUUCAAUCAGGGUUGCAUUCUAUGCGUUUGUGUCAUAUCUUCUGCUUACAGAUCCCAAGUCGGUUCUUGAGUACGAAGGGUUGAUUAUCCUAGCUUCGUCUAUGAACAUGCCCCUGUUGUUAACUACUGAAGGAUCGUCGAUCUACGGGGCCCUGGCGUUGCUCUUGUUCAUGACUGCACUUAGCGACCUGGUGCCUCUGUUGGAUGGAAAUCAUGGCUAUUUUGAGGCAACUAUCCCAACGAGGCUUCUUGUCCACUUCGCUCUGGUAUUCUACUCAUACAUGGGAGGGAACCCGAUUAUCUCCAAUUCGUUGAUCUUUGGCUACUGCUUCAUGGAGAUCUGGUUUUCUGUCUUGAUCUUCAGCUCGCUGAGGGAGGAAAAAGUGGAAAGAUUGAAAAAAGAGCAGAAGAAGGCUUUGGAUUUGAAGGAGAAGUACGAAAGAGGCGAGCUCAAUGAGGAAGAGGAAGAGAAACUCACUAGGGACCUGCAGGAGAUCGAAAUGAAGAAGAUUAUGAAGGAGUUUGAAGAUGAAUAG
This is a messenger RNA of Ogataea angusta, 564 nucleotides long. RefSeq lists its product as uncharacterized. Lineage: Eukaryota; Fungi; Ascomycota; Pichiomycetes; Pichiales; Pichiaceae. The coding region runs from base 1 to 564 and encodes 187 amino acids. The transcript has a single exon. The record is from RefSeq and is a predicted model, not a curated record.